Molecule: messenger RNA, 510 nt
Organism: Postia placenta MAD-698-R-SB12
Lineage: Eukaryota; Fungi; Basidiomycota; Agaricomycetes; Polyporales; Adustoporiaceae
Exons: 4
Coding region: 19-342 (107 amino acids)
Cellular component (GO): mitochondrial matrix
Molecular function (GO): ATP binding; protein folding chaperone; metal ion binding
Source: RefSeq, a predicted model, not a curated record
CUCAUUCUAAUCCUCUCAAUGGCUGCUCAGGCGACAUUCAAGUCCAUCAAGGCCGUCGUGCCCCUUUUCGACCGCGUGCUCGUCCAGCGAUUCAAAGCGGAGACGAAAACCGCGACGGGCAUCUUCUUGCCAACGUCAGCGACGACUCAGCCGCUCCCGGAGGCGACCGUCAUCGCCGUCGGUCCAGGUGCGCCGAACAAGGAGGGCCUGAUGGUGCCUACGAGCGUGAAGGCGGGCGACCGCGUCCUGCUGCCAGGGUGGGGUGGUAACCAGAUCAAGGUUGGCGAAGAGGAGUACUAUUUGUUCCGGGAUUCCGAAAUCCUCGCGAAGAUCCAGGAGUGAACGAUGGGUGCUGUUGAGUUCGUUCGGCGGGCUCAAGGGUGCUGGGUGUGGUCGCGCCUACCCUCUAAAAGUUGUCGCUAGCAUAUACAUCAUAUCAUGGCUAAUAGGUCCAGCAUGUUCUCUACGCAUUGUUUAUUCGCUCACGCAAUCUCAAACGCAUCCCCACUC